This is a messenger RNA of Silurus meridionalis, 1366 nucleotides long. RefSeq names its product caudal type homeobox 4 (gene cdx4). Gene Ontology annotation, biological process: animal organ morphogenesis; embryo development; regulation of transcription by RNA polymerase II. Gene Ontology annotation, cellular component: nucleus. The record is from RefSeq and is a predicted model, not a curated record. Lineage: Eukaryota; Metazoa; Chordata; Actinopteri; Siluriformes; Siluridae. Gene Ontology annotation, molecular function: DNA-binding transcription factor activity, RNA polymerase II-specific; RNA polymerase II transcription regulatory region sequence-specific DNA binding.
CUUAUUGGCCCCUCAUUUGAAUGCAAAUCGAGAGGGUUUGAAGUCUUGGCUGACGUCAGGAAGGGCUUGUUAUACGUACAUCAGUGACCACCACCUUGUCAACAGAUUCACAUCAUGUUUGAUUGAAGCACGUCAAGGACUACAUCGCAUGAGCAGCUUGGAAAUCUUUUUUUUUGUUUCUGGACUACCACAUUUCAGAAGAAACCUCAAAAUCUGGCCCUCUAAUUCACAUUAAGCCAUAUCUAGCAUGAUGCAUUGCUAGAAUGUCGUCUUGAAAAAAGACUGGUUUUGGGGCUUUUUUCCCUUUGUGAAUCAUGUACGUUGGAUACCUUUUGGAUAAAGGAGAAGGAAACAUGUAUCACCAUCAAGGACCUGUACGGCGAUCUGGUAUCAACCUUCCGCCACAGAAUUUCGUCUCCACGCCACAGUAUUCUGAUUUUGGUGGAUACCAUCAUAUGGCCAGCAUGGACACACACUCUCAGGCAGCAGGGCCAUGGGCCGCUCCGUACGGGGGUCCGAGAGAGGACUGGGGCGCCUACAGCCUUCCGCCUCCCAACACCAUAGCAACUCCCAUGAGUAACUCAUCACCGGGACAAGUCUCCUACUGCUCGCCUGAUUAUAACUCUAUGCAUAACCCGGGGUCGGCAGUGUUGCCUCCACCGCCCGACAACAUUUCCGUGGCACAAAUGUCCCCGGAUAAAGAACGACGCAACUCUUAUCAGUGGAUGAGCAAAACAGUUCAGUCCUCUUCAACGGGAAAAACGAGAACAAAGGAGAAAUAUCGAGUGGUCUACACGGAUCAUCAACGACUAGAGCUGGAGAAGGAGUUUCACUUCAAUCGUUAUAUUACUAUAAGAAGAAAAUCAGAGCUGGCAGUGAAUCUGGGCCUCUCUGAGAGACAGGUAAAAAUUUGGUUUCAAAACCGUCGCGCCAAGGAGAGGAAGCUGAUCAAGAAGAAGUUGGGUCAGUCGGACGGCAGCAGCGGCUCUGUGCACAGUGACCCGGGAUCAGUGAGUCCUCUGCCAGUUCGGAUCGCUCAGUCCCUCGGAUGUGCACGGCUCGGUUUACCAGCCUCCAGGAUUGAACGCCUUACCAUCCAUAAGAAACAUUCAGCAAGUCACGGUCACUCUGUAAACUCAAAACUGGAGUAUUUUACUCCAAAACAUCCGACUAAAACUGAGCACUCCGACCCGCUGCAAGGACACGACACACAGCGCUCACAGGGAUUCACGCGCCCAAGACCACACGUCCCGGGGCGCGAGCUUGUGGAUUAUUGUAAAUGAGAAAUUGAGGUUCUAUUGCAACCAAAGGCUGGAGGCUCUUCAAAUAUUGUUUUAAUAGAAUAGUUUUUAAAAAAUGGAGAAAA